AUGAGUUGCCUCACACAGUCCAGUGUUUUCGCGCCUAGUGUAUCCCGGGGACUGUCUCCUCAGCAAGUUUAUACUGCAGUGACAACUUACACAAUCACCGGAAGUGGUAAGACACCUGGCACUGUGAGGCAAGCGAAGCUGCUCGGCUGUGGAGUGAAAGCUUUGACACGCCUGUAUGAUUCUCGUCGACGCAUGAAGCACGUCUUGGCCGCUUGCAAUGUGAAAGCCUCCGGCUUCGUGGCCAAGUCGAGUGUGAUGGCAGCUCUGUGCGAUCCAUUAGGAUUGGACCGAAAUCUCAUGCCUUUUCUUCUUUGA
Molecule: messenger RNA, 315 nt
Organism: Cladocopium goreaui
Lineage: Eukaryota; Dinophyceae; Suessiales; Symbiodiniaceae
Source: the annotation of a GenBank genome assembly